AUGGGUGCUGGUUCGUCAAAGCAGAAGAUAACGUCUCAGGAUAAAGCAAUACUGGACCUCAAGGUCCAACGGGAUAAACUCAAACAAUAUCAAAAAAAGAUCAAUGUCGUCGUGGACAAAGAAUUGGAGCUUGCAAGACGAGCGUUAAGUCAAGGCGAUAAAAGAAAAGCAUUACUAGCCCUCAAGAAAAAAAAGUAUCAAGAGCAGCUGCUGGAAAAAACGGAAGAGCAACUCAUGACUUUGGAAGGAAUGACGCAAUCAAUAGAAUAUGCUUUGGUUGAGAAGCAGGUCCUGGAAGGAUUAAAGCAUGGCAACGAUGUAUUGAAGGAAAUUCAUAAAGAAAUGUCUGUCGAGGACGUGGAGCGUAUCAUGGACGAUACUGCGGACGCCAUUGCAUACCAAAAUGAAAUCGACGAGUUACUCAGCGAUAAGAUUACAGCGGAAGAUGAGGAAGAGAUUUUGGCUGAACUGGAAACACUGCAAAAGGAGGAGUUGGAAGCAGAGCUGCCGCAGGUUCCUCAAAACCCGGUUGUGUCAAAACCGACAAGCGUAUCUCUGCCGGAAGUGCCAACCCAUGUUCCAGGUAGGGUCGAAAACGUCGGAAUAUGA
Messenger RNA from Radiomyces spectabilis, 609 nucleotides. RefSeq names its product Snf7 family. Gene Ontology annotation, cellular component: multivesicular body; ESCRT III complex. NCBI's taxonomy places the organism in Eukaryota, Fungi, Mucoromycota, Mucoromycetes, Mucorales, Radiomycetaceae. The record is from RefSeq and is a predicted model, not a curated record. The transcript has 5 exons. Gene Ontology annotation, biological process: vesicle budding from membrane; late endosome to vacuole transport via multivesicular body sorting pathway. The coding region runs from base 1 to 609 and encodes 202 amino acids.